This is a messenger RNA of Pyricularia oryzae 70-15, 2774 nucleotides long. RefSeq lists its product as uncharacterized. Gene Ontology annotation, biological process: magnesium ion transport. The transcript is spliced from 2 exons. The coding region runs from base 515 to 2281 and encodes 588 amino acids. Lineage: Eukaryota; Fungi; Ascomycota; Sordariomycetes; Magnaporthales; Pyriculariaceae. Gene Ontology annotation, molecular function: magnesium ion transmembrane transporter activity. The record is from RefSeq and is a predicted model, not a curated record. Gene Ontology annotation, cellular component: membrane.
CGCAACUGCAUCUUACUACUCAUACAUACCUUAUACAUGUACCGUACCUCCACACCCGGCAAGCGAGCGCGACAAAGGGUCACCGCCUUGAAAUGUGCGAUUCACGAACAACUGCCCCAACAAAAACCACUUAACAGUCUCCUGCUAUAUGUUAUCAUGCCUCCCAUGUCUUGAAUCCUUUGGCGCCGUUUUGGGGUCUCCCUUCAUCCAGUUAUAGAAGCUCAGCCGUGUCGCCGCGAGCCAGUCACAAAGCAACGGCGCACGAGGGGCCCAUCAUCGACAUCAUCACUUUAAAACAAUCACUCGCACCAGAGGCGACUUCUCUUUUUUAUCCAUCUCGACGACAUUUCGAUCUGCUUCAGACACGCCUAGAUUUUCUAUAUGCUUUAGAAAGCCGUUUCGCUUUUUGGCCCCAAUAAACAGUAGAAUUCUCCGGGCUAUGCGAAGUCGGAAGAGCGCAUCGCUUGUAUUAUACUGCCGCCAGAUGACACCCUGAUUACCAUUCACCAGCGCAAUGGGCUCAAUCGGCGAUCUCUCCCCAGGAGGGAGCAUAGCCGUCGGAAUCGUUGUCGGCUUGUUAUCCACCGGUGUGCAAAGCCUUGGGAUAACGCUUCAACGCAAGUCACACAUCCUCGAGGACGAAAAGAGUCCCCACGAUAUACGAAGACCGCCACACCGCAGGAGACGAUGGCAAAUUGGCAUGGGCAUGUUUAUAGUCUCCAACUUGCUGGGUAGUACCGUACAGAUUUCGACGCUUCCGCUCCCAGUUCUCUCGACUCUCCAGGCUUCGGGUCUGGUCUUCAACUCGAUAUGCGCCUCCCUCAUUCUGGGAGAGCCGUUCACACAGUGGUCGAUCGGUGGCACGUUGCUUGUUUGCACCGGUGCGCUACUUAUCGCCAUCUUUGGAGCCAUCCCAAGCCCUCCGCAUACGCUCGACGAGCUGCUCAUCCUGCUCGGCCGCACGCCAUUCGUCGUCUGGAUGUGUUUGCAAGCCGUGCUUGUCAUCGCUGUGGCGGCUGCGACGGAGUCGCUCAAUCAUGUUUUCAAGAAACUAGCGCAGAACCCUAGGUUUCGGCUGGUCCGAGGCUUGGCUUAUGGAUGCAUCAGUGGUAUCUUGUCAGCCCACUCGUUGCUUGUGGCCAAAUCAGCGGUUGAGCUUGUCAUCAAAACUUUGACAGGCGGAAGUAACCAGUUUGUUCAUUGGCAAUCAUGGGUUUUACUUCUUGCACUCGUGACACUGGCCCUAACGCAGCUAUACUAUCUACACCGGGGCCUCAAGCUGGUCUCCACGUCGGUUCUAUAUCCAUUGGUGUUCUGCAUCUAUAACAUCAUCGCCAUCCUAGACGGUCUCAUUUACUUCGACCAAAUGAACCAGCUUAGCCUGAAGAGUGCUCUACUUAUAGCAUUGGGCACUUUCAUUCUGCUGUCCGGUGUCUUGGCACUCUCUUGGCGUCUCAGCGAUGAGCAGCAUCCGCCAGCUGUCGGUCAGUCUACACUUGCUCCAGGGCUUGGCCUAGUCGAGGAUACGGAUGGCGAAGAAGACGACGAGGAAGGUCUCCUACUCGGCUCGGACUUUGGAGGCGUUGGGGACGAGGAUGAUGUCCCAGCGUCGAGCACUUACACCACAUACCAGAGGGUCGGGAGUGAACGCAGACCAUCGCUGCUCGCAAUAGGAGAUCGACCAAGGCCUCUGUCCUUGAAUCUCACACCAACAAGGAAGAAGACGUCUUACUCCUCGAAGCGUACGAGCUGGGCCGAACGUGUCGAAAUUUGGGGCGAACUCGAGGACCUCGAACGACCUGCAUCUCCAGCCUUUAGCAGAAGUCGGAGCCACACACUACCUUCCUUGGCCGGUGGAUCUGACAUGCCACCUCGCAGAGGGUUCAGUAGCAGUAGUCCAUUUAGUCCCGGCGGCGCGGCAGUUUCUGAGGCCGCCGAGGACGCAGGAGAUGAUGCGGAUACCGAGGCCCAGCAUGGCCGUUUGCGGUUGCGUCGCAGGAGGCGGUCCACCGGAUUUCCAGGAUUUCAUGCUAGGAAGACUAGAAGGAAGAGUUCAGGGGGGAUCCAAGACGCUAUUAACGGGCUCUGGAGAAAUAGGUGGUGGAAUACGUCAUCUGGGUCGAAGGGUAAAGGCCCUGCUGCCGAUCCACAAGGGGAUGACACGCCUGCUUUCCCCCCUUAUAGGGAUGAUCCUGAUGAUGAAGAACAGGGUGGGCCAAGUCCGAAAAGUCCGAGCUCUUCGAGACGUGACGGGCCACCGGGGAACGAUCCGAGCGUAUAAAUUUUGACUAUGAGCUGGAGUAGGCGUUUAAUUUGAAAUGCUUUAACAUCUGUACUGGUGAUGGUUCCAUGUUGUCAAAGUCAAAGUCUGAUUCGUUGCCUUUGUUUCAACUUGCUCCUUAAGUUAUGGCUUCAUCAAUAUAGACUACGACUAUAGUACGACUUGCUCCGAGUUUGUUCAUUUCUUCCUGACUAAGACCACUGGCUCACCGUUCUUUACCUGAACGCAUACCUUACCCGACUCAUCAGAUGUGUAUGUACCGCUACCGAAUUUGUCCUCCCAAGUGGCAGUCACCCCACGCGUGUCGAAGCACUCCUGGCCGUUGAAACCAGAGCCCCGAUUUGUGGUCAAGACCACCACGCCCCCGCCAUCACGACUGAACGCGUACGAAUUCUUAUUGACGAGCAGGUGAAUUUGGUCGUCAGCGGGGAGCCCACCGGCGCCGGCUCGCACGCCCGACAGCCGCGAGAUGGCGCGGUAGAGGUCCCCGUCG